AUGAGCACCGAUGACCUUGCUCUCCUACUCAAGAAUUUUCUGGAAACCGAACACAAAGUAAUAUAUAGAGUAAUGGCAAACCAAGAUGAUAUAUUAGAUGACGUUUGGGGUUCAGAUUCCGACUCUGAGAUGUUAUCAAACGAAAAUGCUGGUUAUUCUCGUGAUCUCCAAAAACUUAGGGAACAACACAAUAAACGAGGGUACUUGGAUGGAAUUGUAAGUUCAAAAGAAACCAACCUGCAACAAGGGUUCAAUGCUGGAUUUCCUACGGGGGCAACAAUAGGAUUUGAGAUUGGAAGAUUGCUAGGUAGGUUGCAAACUUUAAACUAUAAAUAUGGACAGGAAAAUGAACAGCUGAAAAAAGAUUACAGUCAAGCUCUAAAUGACUUAAAGAUAGGUAAUAUGCUAAGUAAACAUGUAUUCGAUACAGAUUACCAAUUACCUGAGGAUGGAAAGCACCCAAUAUUAGAAGAAUGGAAGAUAAAGGUCUCAUCGUAUAGUGCCCAAUACAAUAUCAUCAGGAAGUAA
Messenger RNA from Maudiozyma barnettii, 528 nucleotides. It is a transcript of the gene YAE1, whose product is annotated as Yae1p. Lineage: Eukaryota; Fungi; Ascomycota; Saccharomycetes; Saccharomycetales; Saccharomycetaceae. Bases 1 to 528 code for a protein of 175 amino acids. The transcript has a single exon. The record is from RefSeq and is a predicted model, not a curated record.